AAAUGGCGCAUUAAUCAAAACCCAAUCACCUCUCUUCACAUGUGACUUGCUACUUGCUAAUUACUACUCUCUUCUAUUAGUAUUAUUUUUCUUCUUCAUCUUCGUUUUCGUCUCCAGGCAUCACCAUGGCAGCAGCUCCUUCUCUUACUCUCCUCAUCAUCACUCUCUCUCUUCUCUUCAUUUCACUCCCGAGAUCUGAAUCUCUCCCCGAGAAUCCAUCCAUCAUUCUCCUAGGCGAUGGAUUCCACUGGUCGAUCUCUCACGGCGACGCAUUAGACUUCAACGGAGAAGAAAGCUUUGAAGAUGCUGAGGAAGAUGUCGUAGAUCGACGGUCGUUGUACUGGAAGAGGAAGAGAUACUACAUCUCUUACGGUGCAUUGUCGGCGAAUAGAGUGCCGUGUCCUCCCAGAUCUGGAAGAUCUUACUACACUCACAACUGCUUCAGAGCUAGAGGUCCAGUGCAUCCUUACAGUCGAGGCUGCUCGUCCAUCACUCGAUGCAGGAGAUAGAAAGAAACCGUGGCCAAUUUCGUAAUUUCACUUACGGAAUUUGUUUGUAUUGUUAUGUUCGAUUUCGAUGUGUUUUGUAGUAAAACCGUGACUAGUUACGUUUGUUUAAAUUAAAUUAAGCCCGCGUUUUUUUAUUAUUCGAGUGAUAUCUAUAUGUAUUCAACAUUUUGGUAAUUAUAAUUUAUUUUGUCGGUGG
This is a messenger RNA of Eruca vesicaria subsp. sativa (arugula), 705 nucleotides long. NCBI's taxonomy places the organism in Eukaryota, Viridiplantae, Streptophyta, Magnoliopsida, Brassicales, Brassicaceae. The record is from the annotation of a GenBank genome assembly.